AUGACUUUGCGAGCGACGACCAUCCGAGUGCUGGACGUUCUCAGACAACCAUUGGUGGUAGUGGUGGUGCAACGAGCGUAUUCUGUGGCACCCAUAGUAUCGGGCACACUUCCUAUUCUGGCCCACUAUCAUACUCAUAGUUCCGAUUCUCAUACAAAAAGUAACUCCAACAGCUCGGUAUUAAGACCCAAGGCCAUAAAACAACGUCCAUUACCUACAGAGACACUGCAUACUCCUGAAUUAUUGGUUCAAACAUCUGUUCCCUUAUCAUUCAUUUCUGAGAUGCCAUCUAUUGAACCCCCAAAGGGUUCUGGAGCUUCAGAGUGUUUUGGUGUUACUUUGAAAGGUAAUAAGUGUAAGAAUAAAACUUCAAAAGGUUCUCAAUAUUGCUGGAGACAUCAAGCUGAACAAGAAUUUAAACCUCCGCAUCGGCCUCAGCAACCAACUGUGGCUGCAAGUACUCCUAUCGGAGUUAGCAAACCAGCGAAUCAGCAUCACUAUCAUACCAUUGCAUCCACAGCAAGUGUGGCACCGGCACCUAGUCUGAACCAUUUAGGAUGGUGGAGAGUUCAUCAACUUCAUCAUCAGUAUGAAUCCACAGUAUCGGCAUUAACACCAAGUGCACUUGUAUCCGAUCCUAUGAUGAUGAGCCACUCUUUUAAUCGACCGCCCGCCACACCUCCAUCACCACUCAAGAAUAAGAAGAAGAUGCAACAAAAGGGCCACAUUUAUUGUUAUACUUUGACCAACUAUAUCGAUACCAAGGCCCAAGAUCAGCUGGUAAUCCAUAUUCAAAAUGAACCCGGUACAGAGUACAAAAAGGUUAAGAUAAGCCGAUCACCGUUCAUCUUAAUUAAGAUUGGAAGAACUACUAAACCCGUUAAAACUCGUCUAAAACAAUGGGAAGCACAUUGUAAACAUGAACUCACGUGCUUAACUCCAUUCAAUCAUCGAGAACUUCUACACCAACAUGGCAUCAAGGGAACCAUGAAGAAUUUGUUAAGUGCUAUGGAAAGAGUAGCCCUUAAUGACAACUUCAUAGCCUCUAAGUUCCCCACGUUUCAAGACGAUGGGUUCUACUGUGAGUCACAUCUUGAUGACAUUGAAAAGGAAAUACACAGACAACUCAGAGAUCGUUAUGGACAAAGCAAGGUGUUCUGCAAAGGUUGUUACGAAGAGAACGUUGCAACAGUUGGCGCUACCGCUGCCAAUGCAAUUACAAUUGAUGCUAUUAAAGCAGCCAACGUUCAUGUUGAAUGGUUCUUGGUUCCCAAAAUAGAAAUGGCAAGAGUAUUCAGAAUAAUCCAUAAGAUAGUCAAACAAACAGGAGGUUAA
This is a messenger RNA of Lizanozyma spartinae, 1335 nucleotides long. RefSeq lists its product as uncharacterized. Bases 1 to 1335 code for a protein of 444 amino acids. Lineage: Eukaryota; Fungi; Ascomycota; Pichiomycetes; Serinales; Debaryomycetaceae. The record is from RefSeq and is a predicted model, not a curated record. The transcript has a single exon.